Vombatus ursinus (common wombat) is the source of this 1539-nucleotide messenger RNA. RefSeq names its product chromosome unknown C9orf40 homolog (gene CUNH9orf40). Lineage: Eukaryota; Metazoa; Chordata; Mammalia; Diprotodontia; Vombatidae. The record is from RefSeq and is a predicted model, not a curated record. The transcript is spliced from 2 exons. The coding region runs from base 19 to 558 and encodes 179 amino acids.
CCCAGGCCUAGCGGGCCCAUGGCCAAGAGGCGCGCGGCGGAGCCGUUGGCGUUCCACGUGCCCUGGAAGCGGCUCCUGCCCUGCGGCCGCCUGGACGAGCCCGAGCCGCUGUGGGCAACGCCGGGGCUCGGGCCGCGGCUGCCGCUGAACGGCUCUGAGCUGCGCCGCAAACGGAAGCGGGAGGACGGGACCAUGACGGAGCUCCUGGCCUCGCCCAGCAAGCGCUCCGGCGAGGCCGCGGGCCCCGGCGGCCCUGCCCCCGGGGACGGGGCCCGCAUGGACACCGGGGAGCCCAAGCCGCCGGCCGAGCUGCGCUGCCCCGCGGAGGAGCCUGGGCCCCGCUCCCCGGAGCCCGAGCGGGGCGCCGGAGUGGAGGUCCCGCGGCCCAGGGGCACCAGGCCCCGGGAGGAGCAGCUCAUUGAAGAAUUUUGGCAAUAUAAUACAUUCCAGUACUGGAGAAAUCCUUUACCUUCCAUUGAUCUGUCAGAAAUUGAGAAACUGACUGAAGCAACUCUUACCAGCAAGGAUGAAGGUGCUGAAAUUGACAUGGAAUCUUGACAUAUGGAUCUGUUACAGAUGGAAUAAUGGUGAUAGAUUUCAUUUAAGGAUACUCAUCUUUAGCUGAAUCUACCUGCUUCUCUUCAGAAAAACAAAUGUUUCAGAUAUUUUGAGGCAUAACCUUCUCUAUCUGGAAAAAAUGAGAGAAGGACUUUUUAUAGAAAAAUACUGAGACUAUUGGCGUGUCUGAAAGGGAUUUUUCAUGGGUAGUCAAGGGCAAAGUACAGUUAUAACAGAAGUAUUUUAAAACAUGGAUGCUUGAAGAAGAAAAUAUGUUCAAACUUUAAAUCUGAGUUUAUCUCUAGCCAGUUUAGAAGUUCUGGUACUAUUAGGGAUGACUGAGAAGUGUUUGAAUAUUAAACCAAAAAAGGUUUAGUUGUGGUGCAUGAAAUUAAGAAUUUUAUAACAAAUGCUGGUGAUAGUAAAUAAUACAUUAAUACAUUUUGUUACCUGUGUUCUUAGUUGAACCAAAAAAGCUGUCACAACAUCUAUGCAAGCUAGAAAGGUGACUGUCAGGGUGUUCUCUCUUUCUGAGAACUAAUGAUGUCUUUAAAGAACACAUUUCUUAUGCUGUGUAAUGUAAAGUAGUGGACAUUUCAGUAAGCACUCCACAUUUGUGCUUGUACAGCUAUCAAUAUAAUUUGACUUAUGUUGAGUUGUGCCAAAAUGUCCAAUCAGAGAUGGAUAUGGAGCUGUGGGAAGUGAUCAGGGGCUCCUUUUCCCCAUAGAUUAAGGGGAAAGAAAUUUUAUCAUACAAUCAGUUUGGUUGGUUUAGUUAUUUUUUUUUUAAACUAAUGAAGUUUUUUCUUUUUUAAAUUACAAGAAACUUGUCAUAGCUGGACCGAUGUAUAAUUGCUUUGGCUUUAUCGUCUUAGGAUGUAUUAUGACCAAGUUUUAAACUUUGUUUAUUAUUACUCUUGCAUUAUGGUAAGCUUUAUAAAGCCUUGCUAAAGAAAAAUAAAGUUUCUGUUGUGUGUUUAA